UAUUGUAAUCUAAUAACUAAAUUGUUUUAGAUUGUUAACCAGAGUUAAAUAACAAAUAAAUAAAUAUAAUGGCAGUACACAAAGAUGAAGUUGUAAUAUCAGGUAUCGGUGGAUUGUUUCCAGAAAGCAAUAAUAUAACUGAGUUAAGCGAUUUGUUAUUCCAAAAAAAAAAUGGAGUAACUAUUGAUUCAAGGAGAUGGAAACUAAAUGAACUAGGUGCAUUAAGUGGAACUGGAAAAAUUAAAAAUAUUGAUACAUUCGAUUCCAUAUUCUUCAGGGCUCAUCCAAAACUUGCUCAAGUUAUGGAAACAAUGACAAAAAUAUGCUUAGAAAGAUCAAUAGAAGCGAUUAUCGAUGCCGGUUUGAGUCCAGCAGACUUGCAUGGAACAAAUACAGGAGUAUUUCUGGGAUCUGCAAUGAGUGAAACGGAAUUGUCAGACGUAUAUAGCGAUUCAUUUGUAGGAUUUGUAAUGUUAGGAACUAGUAGAGCAAUGCAAGCAAACCGACUUUCUUUUAUUCUUAAUUUGACAGGACCUAGUUUUACCAUGGACGGAGGAUGGAUUUGUGGCUCCGAUGGUUUGAAAAAAGCCAAAGAAAUGAUUGAAAAUGGUUUAUUAUCAUCUGCGAUUGUCGGGGUUACUAAUCUCACACUUCGACCAGAAUUACAAUUCCUAUAUGAAGGUUGAAUAGAUUAAACAAAAGUGAUCAAACUAAACCAUUCAGUUCUGA
This is a messenger RNA of Acyrthosiphon pisum (pea aphid), 729 nucleotides long. Its product is annotated as fatty acid synthase. The record is from RefSeq and is a predicted model, not a curated record. The transcript is spliced from 3 exons. Gene Ontology annotation, biological process: fatty acid biosynthetic process. The coding region runs from base 69 to 686 and encodes 205 amino acids. NCBI's taxonomy places the organism in Eukaryota, Metazoa, Arthropoda, Insecta, Hemiptera, Aphididae. Gene Ontology annotation, molecular function: fatty acid synthase activity.